GUGCGUAUUCCCGACGAUAGUGAUACUGAAUACUACUGCAAGUUUUUCAGAGUACCCGAAUUAAAUCAAAAACAUCACAUUAUUCACUUUAAUACAGUUAUCGAACCGGGAAACGAAAAAAUUGUACAUCAUAUGAUAUUGUAUGAGUGUACAAACGUCGAGACGGAAAAAAUAGCGCCUUAUUUAAAUGAAGAAUACACCGAAUGUUACACUAAAGAUAACUUACCGAAAUUUCCAUUUUGUUUUACUCUUACCUAUGGAUGGGCCAUUGGAGGAGAAUCGUUUAUUUUUCCUGAUCAAGUAGGUCUUCCAUUAGGUAUUCCAGAAGUUAAAUGGCUUUUAUUAGAAACUCAUUACGAUAAUCCCAGUUUAAAAAGAGGAAUCGUUGAUAAUUCUGGAUUUAGAAUUACGUAUACGCCAAAACUUCGUAAACACGAUGCUGCAGUAUUAGCUAUUGGAAAUUUAUGGUAUCCUUGCAUGUUUAUCCCACCGAAACAGAAAGAAUAUAUUGUGGCAGGACACGCACAUCCAUCUUGUUUACGUCAGAGACUUCCUCCAGAAGGAAUCAAAAUAUUUGGUUUUCUACUUCAUACUCAUCUUCUAGGUAAAAAAGUCAUAGUCAGACAUUUUCGAAAUGGAGAAGAGUUAAUUCCUUUAGCUAAAGAUUUAAAUUACGAUUUUAAUUAUCAGGGAGGAUUAUCGACGAGAAAAGAAAUGUGUCUGGCAUUUUUUGCAUAUUAUCCAAGGUUAAAGAUAUCUUUUUUAGCUAGUUGCCCGUCGCCUUUCAAUGUUAUGAAAAGACUCGGAGUGAAAGAAAUGUCGGAUGAUGAUAGAUUCGUCAUCUCACCAUCAACUGGAAAGAAUCAGAGUUAUUACGAGUUUUUAAAUACUUAUCCAUGGGAUUAUCAAUCUGUCAAUUCUGUACAGAAUGCAAUGAGAUAUGGUCCUCAACUGAAUAUUUGCGCUGAUAGAGGAGGAAAAGGAAUACUGAUCUUAAUUCAGGCCAAAGCCGUAUGGCUGAUCAUCAGUCUCACUGGCUGUUGCGACAUACAGUUCAAUUUAGGAUUCUGGUACUGA
Centruroides sculpturatus (bark scorpion) is the source of this 1077-nucleotide messenger RNA. RefSeq names its product DBH-like monooxygenase protein 1. The record is from RefSeq and is a predicted model, not a curated record. Gene Ontology annotation, molecular function: copper ion binding; dopamine beta-monooxygenase activity. NCBI's taxonomy places the organism in Eukaryota, Metazoa, Arthropoda, Arachnida, Scorpiones, Buthidae. Gene Ontology annotation, cellular component: secretory granule membrane. The annotation marks the transcript as partial. The transcript is spliced from 9 exons. Gene Ontology annotation, biological process: dopamine catabolic process; norepinephrine biosynthetic process; octopamine biosynthetic process.